UCGAAUACCAGCCAAGUCAGUUUUAUCCAAAGACUGGAAUUUUAAUUUAAAAUGUUAUUUAUUAUUUCUCUAGUUUCUAGUUGAUUCUAGAUCUUUCUUUAAAUGUUCUAUCUGGAUGUUUCUCGAACAUUCUGAGAGUGUAUAUAAAGUCAAGUGUCACCAGUUGUGAUCGAGUUAUCGGUCCUGUACGCUUGAGAGUUACUUUGCUUGAAUAAAUCUGAUUACUUGUUCAACCUAACAGCCUUGUUAUUUCCAAUCUUCGUGACAAGUUUGGUGGAGGCGCCGGGUACUUAUUCCUGCAACCGUGGACGAUAGCGAAAACCUACGGAGGAGCCUUCGAUUGAGAGGAUUAUCUCCCGAAUUUGGAUUUUACUCUCCAGAAAGCAGAAAAAGGACAAAAAUGUCGGUAGAAGCCAAGCCCGUAGUAGUGACUGUUCCUACGCCCCAACAACUGAGGAGCCCAUCGACAUUCUCCGGAACGCCUGGAGAGGACCCUCUUAAAUGGCUAAAGGAGUAUGAUCGAGUUGCCCAUUUCAACAAGUGGGAUGACAUGGUGUGUCUCGCCAAUGUAUAUUUCUUCCUAGAUGGCACUGCUAAGCAGUGGUUUGAAAACAACGAAGACAACUUGAAUUCUUGGGAAGCGUUUAAAAAUGGAUUACUAGGACUUUUUGGUGACCGUCAAAAACACACCAAGAAAGCCGAAGAACAACUUAAAUACAGAGCCCAGCGCCCAGGGGAGAGUACGCAGUCCUAUAUUCAGAGCGUAUUAGGUCUCUGCCUAGAGGUUAAUCCAUCGAUGUCUGACUGCGAAAAAGUGUCACACCUAAUGAAAGGUAUUGCCGAAGACAUUUAUCAGGCCCUUUUAAUGAAAGAAAUCACCACUAUAGCUGAUUUCACAAAAUGGUGCAACUAUAUAGAGGAUAUGAAGCAAAAGAGAGUAAAACGACAGAGAUUUGAGAGGCUACCAAACGUCGUACCUGUAGCAUCCAUGGAGGACGAGCCAGAUUUGACGUCCCUCAUUCGCAGAAUAGUGCAGGAGGAAGUUCAGCGGUUGGUUACCGAACUUAAAGCACCUUCAGAACCAUAUUCCCAGUCGUUAGAGGACCUGGUGCAAGACGAAGUCGUAAAAGCUUUGGCACCGGUUUCAGCAAAACCAACCGAACCUCGACCAAGACCAUCUUAUGCAGCUGUGGCCAGACGAACCAGCUCCCCUGCUCAGAGGUUGCCCGUACAGUCAAGAAAAACUGAUAUUUGGAGAACUGCCGACAAUAGACCAGUUUGUUUCCACUGUGGCCGUCCAGGACAUGUUGUGCGCUAUUGCAGAGAACGGAAAGCUGUAUUUGACAAUUAUCGACGCCGCCAACAGAACUUCGAAACUGACGCUGAAGAAGAAGAAUACCGCCGACCAAAUACCAUCCGCCGUUCCACACCCAGUCCAUCUAGAGGCCGAUCCCCUACACGCCGUUUCAGAUCACCGUCACCGUAUCGUCGAUCCAGUCAGUCGCCAAGCCGCAGAAAUGAGGAAAACUGA
This is a messenger RNA of Argiope bruennichi, 1531 nucleotides long. RefSeq lists its product as uncharacterized. Gene Ontology annotation, molecular function: nucleic acid binding; zinc ion binding. Bases 401 to 1531 code for a protein of 376 amino acids. The record is from RefSeq and is a predicted model, not a curated record. Lineage: Eukaryota; Metazoa; Arthropoda; Arachnida; Araneae; Araneidae. The transcript has a single exon.